AUACGUGGAGAUAGCCUCUUUGUUCUUUGGUACUUGGUAGCGUACUCUUCAGAUUGGAGCUACCUAGCAAGCAAGCAAGCUAGCCUUAUCACUUCUCUUCCCCAAAUUGCACUCUGAUUCACAUACCCACCACGGCUAAUCAUGCCAUUUCUCACUCUCUGAGCAUCUGCGCCUCUUGUCUCUCACUUUUCCUUUGCUACAAUGAACUCAUGCUCUCUGGGGGAGGCUUGAUUCAUCAUCCUUGGCUCUUCAAGAAUGGAUUUUGGGCUGGUGGGCAUCGAGGGAAUGCUGAGUGGCGCCGACCCAGCAGCCCACGGAUCUGGGAAGAAGAUCAAGCAAGAGAGAUCUGGGUUGGGUGAAGAGACCUGGAGGCUUUCUAAGGCCCCCAGAAUUUCUUCUGAGGAGGAUGAGGUGGACUUAAAUGGUGUUAAUCCCACUAGUUUGCUGCUGAGAUCUGGGGAUAAUAAUGGGCGUGGCCACACCACUAUGCUUAGUUUCUCUUCCUCUUCCAAGUCUGAAGAAAUCCCCUUUCUUUCUGUUAAUGGGGAGGAUUCAUCUGCAAGCAUUUCUAUCCCUUUUUUUCAAUCUCAGCCCAAACAGGGUCUCCCUUCUGGUAAUGUUUCAGUUUAUGCUCCGGGAGGGGUGAACGAGGGCACACCCGGUGGCUUUUCAUUGUUCAGAGGUCCAUUCACUCCUUCUCAGUGGAUGGAGUUGGAGCAUCAGGCCUUGAUCUACAAGCACCUUGUGACAAAUGUCCCAAUCCCUUCGAGCCUGCUAGUUUCGCUUAAGAAAUCUCUGAGCCCAUAUACUUUUUCUGGUUUAUCUUCGAGAUCUUAUGCCUCCAAUUGGGGUUGGGGUCCUUUCCAUCUUGGUUUUGCAGGCAACACUGAUCCCGAGCCCGGUAGGUGUCGUCGAACAGAUGGAAAGAAAUGGCGGUGUUCUAGAGAUGCUGUUCCCGAUCAGAAGUACUGUGAAAGGCACAUCAACAGAGGCCGCCAUCGUUCAAGAAAGCCUGUGGAAGGCCAGACUGGCCGUGCUGCUUCUGGAAUCGCCGCCUCCAAGGCGGUUCCGGUCGCUUCUUCCUCCUCGUCGACGCCAGUGAUACCCAGUGGCGGGGCGUCCAACAGCUUUAGCGCUGUGCAGCACCAAUUCAAAAACAUGCAGCAAUGCUCUGCCAAUCCAUCCACUGACCAUCUCACUAGCAAUAGAACACAAGGCCUCUCUGUGAUAUCUCCUAGCUUUAAUUUGAAGUCCAAGGACUCGGCAAUCACGAUUCAGAAGCAGCAGAACCCUUUGGAAGAAUCCGCUCACUCAGAGUUUGGAUUUCUCUCGUCAGAUUCACUUCUCAAUCUCUCGCAAAAGUCCCAUGUAAAUUCUAAAAACUCUGGCACUCUCGAUUUCAAUUGCCACGUAGCAAACGAGCAACAUCCGGUUCACCAUUUCACUGAUAGCUGGACCAAGGAACAGUCGGGCUGCGCUUCUGUUUCCUGGCCAGAAUUGAAACCGGACUGGACUCAGCUGUCAAUGUCCAUCCCUAUGACUGCCUCAAAUUUUUCGUCCUCCUCGAGUUCCCCUAGGCAAGAGAAACACAGUCUUUCACCCGCGAAUUUAUCUUGUCAGCUCGACCCGACCCAAGCGGGGGGAAUUGGUGAGCUGAUGCAGAAGACGUCGAACUGGUUGCCAGUCUCGUGGGGGAACUCGAUGGGUGGUCCAUUAGGCGAGGUCUUGAAUAGUACUUCUGGUGGCAGUGGUGGAACAGGCAAGAACUCGUAUAAUCUGAACCUAAUGACAGAAGCGUGGGACAGUAAUCCACACUUUGGAUCGCCCCCGUCUGCUGACCUGCAAAAAUCCGACCUUUGUCUCACUCUCAAACAGCAGUUCGGGAAGCAGUCCCAAGAUGACAAGAAGACAGGAGCUGCUGCUGCUCUCGAGGAUGGGAUGGGGGACGAGGCGAUUGGCUCGAGCCUAGUAAGUUCGGUAUAUUCAAUCAACGUUUGUCUGUAAUGGGGUCGGGAAACUGAGAGCCAUGGAAGAGUUGAUGGAAGGUGACUUAAGUUCUUGAGAAUUUAUUUAUUUCCCUUGCAGUCUUUCCUUUUUUUAAUGUAUGUGUUCUGCGUUGUUUUUGAAGCAGACUUUCCAGAUUAACUUCAAGAGGGUGCAGCCAUCUAUAUUUAUUUUAUUGUUGUUAUCGUACUCCGACAUUGUUUCCCAGAAUUAUAUUAAAUGUUUGUUUCAUGUUUUCCGA
This is a messenger RNA of Ipomoea triloba (trilobed morning glory), 2245 nucleotides long. RefSeq names its product growth-regulating factor 1-like. Gene Ontology annotation, biological process: DNA-templated transcription; developmental process; regulation of DNA-templated transcription. NCBI's taxonomy places the organism in Eukaryota, Viridiplantae, Streptophyta, Magnoliopsida, Solanales, Convolvulaceae. Gene Ontology annotation, molecular function: ATP binding. Gene Ontology annotation, cellular component: nucleus. The transcript has 4 exons. The record is from RefSeq and is a predicted model, not a curated record. The coding region runs from base 256 to 2004 and encodes 582 amino acids.